AUGCAGCAUGUUUGGGUGGUGAAUUCGUGCCAUAUUACAAUAGGACUCUGCUCAGGGACCCUGAAGGACUUGAAUUGGAGAACAUUUGUGCGAUAUGUCAAAACAGAGCGUAAAAGAUCAGAACCUGAACAACUACUGCCUGCCAAUAAGAUGGCAGAGUUGAAGAGAAGCGAUGGUUUUCUGUUUGGAGCUAAAAGCAUAGGAGAUGCUAUUCAUAAAAACCUGCACCAGGCAGUAGGAGUAUUGAAAGGUGUUAAGAAUUGGGUGUCAGAGUGGGAAGCUGCAUCCAAAGGUUGGUGUUUGGAAUGUAAUUCAUCACCCAAGUUUAAGACGUAUAGUAUUGAUUUUGGGUGGGGAAAACUUAAAAUGAAUGAAGAAAUUUCCAUUGAUGACUUCGAAGCAAUUGCAGUAGGUGAUGGCCAAAAUGAAGGCGAGACUGAAAUCAUCGUAUCAAAUGCCAAGCCUAUAAUGGAUGCUUUUGCAUCCAUUUUCAGCACUGGGCUUCAAACUUUAGAUGAUGAAGCUGAAAAAAUUGGAGCAAACCACUGUAUGAGGAAACGUGGGCUUCAAUCACAAAAGGAGAGGAGGAUAAGUUUAAGAGGUGAAUCCGAGCCAUAUUACGAAAGGACUCGACUCAAGGACCCUAGAGGGCUUGAAGUCGAGACCGUUACGUGGAACUAUCUCAAGAAAACAAAGUAUGAUGGAUCACAACCUGUGCUGCCAACCAACAGGGUUCGAACCACAUUUUUUAUUAGUCUGGCCACCGUUCAGCAGCUCAAGAAAUUAGUGCUAGCUCGAUAUGCCUCUCUAUCACAUGUAUUGACCGUCACUGUUACAUGUGCUUACUUAUGGUCUUGCAUGGCAAAGGCAAGAGCAGCAUGA
Messenger RNA from Dovyalis caffra, 882 nucleotides. Lineage: Eukaryota; Viridiplantae; Streptophyta; Magnoliopsida; Malpighiales; Salicaceae. The record is from the annotation of a GenBank genome assembly.